CGUCUAACCACAGCGACACUGUUAACUGCUUACUUAGGCGUAGUUAAUGUCAUAGUGAAUGUGAGUUCCCAAACAGACUUUAAGGGGUCGCUAGCUACCGCCACACUAGCCAGUUUUGCAGCUAGCGUCAUUGUACCGUUAACUGCUCUCGAAAGAGGUUAUAUUCGCUAGCAUUAGUUAUUUCUUUCAUUUGCCAGGGAAUACCGAGCAAGUUUGCUUGUUUUUGCUUAUUUGUACGGUUUGGAAUAUGCCUUCAGACGACACUGCGGACCUGUUAAACUACUAUGAAGUUUAUGACACCAUUGGUUCAGGUGGCUUUGCCAAGGUCAAGCUUGGCCGACACAUCCUGACAGGAGAGAAAGUGGCCAUUAAAAUUAUGGAGAAGAAGGACCUUGGGGAUGACUUGCCUCGUGUGAAGACUGAAAUUGAAGCCAUGAAAAACCUGAGUCAUCAACAUGUGUGCCGUCUUUACCAUGUCAUCGAGACCCUCAGCAGGAUCUAUAUGGUGCUGGAGUAUUGUCCCGGUGGGGAGCUCUUUGAUUACAUCAUUGCGAAAGAUCGGUUGUCAGAGGAGGAGACCCGAGUGUUCUUCCGGCAGAUUGUCUCUGCCCUUGCGUACGUCCACAGCAAGGGCUACGCUCACAGAGAUCUGAAACCGGAAAACCUGCUUAUUGAUGAAGAUCACAACCUAAAGCUGAUCGAUUUCGGUCUGUGUGCCAAACCCAAGGGAGGGCUGGGAGAUGAGCUGAUGACCUGCUGUGGAAGCCCAGCCUAUGCUGCCCCGGAACUCAUCCAAGGCAAAUCAUAUAUUGGCUCUGAGGCUGACGUUUGGAGCAUGGGGGUGCUGCUGUAUGCCCUGAUGUGUGGGUAUCUCCCUUUUGAUGACGACAACUGCAUGGCCCUGUACCGGAAAAUUACUAGGGGUAAAUAUAGUAAUCCUCCCUGGCUUUCACCCGCCAGCAUCCUCCUCCUGAAUCAGAUGAUGCAGGUGGACCCCAAGCGCCGUCUGACAGUGAGGCAGCUUCUGACUCACCCGUGGGUUAUGACCGGCUACAGCAGCCCAGUGGAGUGGCACAGCAGGCGACCAUUGGGUCAUUUAGAUGAUGACUGCAUCACAGAGAUGGCUGUUCACAUGAAGCGCUCCAAACAAAGCACCAUUCAGUUCGUGUCUGAGUGGAACUAUGAUCAGACCACCGUCACAUAUCUGCUGCUACUGGCCAAGAAGCAGAGCGGUCGACCUGUACGCCUCAGGCCAGACGUAUAUGCCCAAGAGAUCCUCUUUUCACCUAUGCAAGAUACCAGGACCAAGGAGAACCUUCAAUUCAGUGAGGAGGAGGAUUACGCUGAGCCAAUGGUGCUGGGUACUUAUGUUCCUGGCUGGAAUGAGCAGGACAAGCCGUGGAUCACCCUCUCCCCCAACAAUACUCAGAAGACGCACACGCAACACACGGGGGUCAUUAGUCCCUCAGCAGAGAAGAGGCGGGGUGACCGAGUUCGCUCCCCCAGAGACAAGACCCACCCCCGCAAACAGGAGAGACAUGAUGGGAGCAGAGAGAAUAAGGAAAACAUGGCUGUGACCAAUACCAGUGGCGACGUGUUUGCUCUACCUGCCCCAAGAACCCCUGCUAUCGGCAGGAAGGGCCGCUCAAAGAACGCUUCCUCCACCCCAAACAGUUGCAUCAGUAACACAGGUGCCGACAUCGGCAGUGCCUGUAAAGACCAGUCUCGGGGGAGAGCACAGGACCAGCGGCUUAACACUACAGAACUAGACGCCCUUACACUCAGCCCAGAGAGGAGGUCUCGCUCGCUGGACAUGGCUGGCUGCCAGAGUGACAGUGCUCAGAAGCGGAAGGGAGGAAAGGUGUUUGGCAGCUUGGAGCGCGGGCUGGAUAAGGUCAUCACCAUGCUCACUCCCAGCAAGAAGAGGGGACUUCGUGACGGCCCCCGCAGGAUCAAGGCCCAGUAUAAUGUGACCUUAACCAGCCAGACCAGUGCGGACCAGGUGCUCAACCAGAUCCUCCGCAUUCUUCCAGACAAAAAUGUGGACUUCAAACAGAAAGGGUACACGCUAAAGUGCAGGACCCACUCCGACUACGGGAAGGUAACGCUGCAUUUUGAGCUGGAGGUGUGUCUGCUCCACAAGCCUGAGGUAGUGGGCAUCCUGCGGCAAAGGCUGAAGGGGGAUUCCUGGGUCUACAAACACCUGGUCGGGGACAUUCUGUCCUCCUUCAGUGUCUGACCACUGCCUGUCCUCUCUCACGGAUCUAAAUGCAUUAUCCUGCUUCAACACUCUCCUCCUGGGCUGCUGUUGCUCUUUAAAGACCUAGACUGUGAGUGCUGGCUCCAAAAAGAGAUUGAGCUGAGAGAGAGAUAUUGAGAGACCCAGAGUGUUUCAUUGUAUCCUAUGUGUUCUUUCUUAAAGCAUGCCUUGUGAAACAGUCUAAUGCACAACCCUGAGCUCUAAACCAGCCCGUGGUCCCUUUUUGAAGUAAUUUGAUCUCUUUUUGUAGUAACUAUUUUAUAAAUAUGCACAUGUAGUUACCACAUAGUUUUCAUUCAUCCUGUAAAUCAUGUUAAGUCAUUUAAUAAUUUUUUAACUAAUUCUUCCAACUUAUUUCAUGUAUUCAUUUGUGUUAAAUUUUUGAUUUUGUGGAUACUUUGUGAAGAAUAAAAAUGUGUAUAUUUACAGUU
Messenger RNA from Clupea harengus (Atlantic herring), 2691 nucleotides. RefSeq names its product maternal embryonic leucine zipper kinase (gene melk). The coding region runs from base 248 to 2239 and encodes 663 amino acids. The transcript has 18 exons. The record is from RefSeq and is a predicted model, not a curated record. Gene Ontology annotation, biological process: protein phosphorylation; intracellular signal transduction. Gene Ontology annotation, cellular component: cytoplasm. Gene Ontology annotation, molecular function: ATP binding; protein serine/threonine kinase activity. Lineage: Eukaryota; Metazoa; Chordata; Actinopteri; Clupeiformes; Clupeidae.